AUGUGUCUUACGAGAACUUUCAGUGCUCUAUCAAAGUUGCUUCGAUUUUUUCUGCAUCGCAUUUCAAGCAGAGAAGCUCAUGUCUAUGAACCAGACAGAAAUGUUCUGCGGAGGAAAGAAUGGGAGAGGAGAAAUCAGGAGGCACAGCAGGAAGAUGGUUCAUUUAAUACCAGUUACUCCCUCUUCAGUGAACCGUACAAGACUAACAAGGGAGAUGAGCUCUCAAAUCGUAUCCAGAAUACAUUAGGCAACUAUGAUGAAAUGAAGGACUUAUUGACGGAUCGAUCCAACCAGAGUCAUCUUGUUGGAGUUCCAAAACCUGGGAUUCCACAGGCACCUGUGAACAAAACUGAUGAACAUUUUAUUGCAGAUUCAAGACCACAGCCUCAGCCUUCCAUCUGCAGCACUUCAUCAUCCAUACCAGCAGCUCUAUCUGCUCAGCAAAGCAAGAGCCCCACAAUGGGUUGGCAGAAAGCUGGGCACAAUGCUUCUGAUGGACAGCAGAGGGCAAGCAAGCAAGGUACUUUAAGAUCCGUGCUUGGAGACAGUGUCAGCAAAGCACAACAGCAGUCCAAAUUAAAUUGCAGUGUAGAAGCAGGAUCUCAGGCUCAAGAAAGGCCAGCAAAACACAGCACUGGGCACUGUGUUCAGAACUUCCCUCCUUCACUUGCUUCAAAGCCCAAUAUAGUUCAACAGAAACCAACGGCUUAUGUAAGACCAAUGGAUGGUCAAGAUCAGGCUCCUGAUGAUUCUCCAAAGCUAAAGUUAUCGGCAGAAGCUAAAAUGCACUGUACAUCAUAUAGGGGAGUACCUUCUAAUAAGCCUGACCCAGCUAUGGCCAAGACCAAGAUGGCAAAAUUUAACAUUCCCAAGCAAGAAGAGGAGAGUGAAACAGGAGAUAACAGCUGUAUUGAAGAAAUUUUGUGGGAGAUGACCCAUUCUUGGCCUCCCCCACUCUCAGCUAUUCACACACCUGGAAAAGUGGAACAGAGCAAGUUUCCAUUUGCAAACAAGGAGUCGCAGCAGGUGUCUACAGGACACAGCAAUCCAAGGAAAGGUGAUGCUGAGCCAAAGAAUCCAGAAAACAGUGCAUCACAUACAUCAAUGCUAGAAGAUGACCUCAAGUUAAGUAGUGAUGAAGAAGAGAAUAAUCAGCAGGCAGCACAGAGAUCUGCUCUCCGCGUUCUGUCUGACAGCAUUGUCGUGCCGCAGCCCAGUAGCAGAACCUCGGGGCUCUCCAGCAAGAGGUCAAGCAGCAGCAGCUCCAGUGAAUCCGAGAGCAGUUCCGAAUCUGACUCAGAGAGUGAAAGCAGUUCCAGUGAGAGUGACGGCAGCAAGCCCUCUCAUUACUCCAGCCCAGAGCCUGAGCAGCCAUCAUCAAACAAGUGGCAGUUGGAUAAAUGGCUAAAUAAAGUUAAUCCUCACAAAACAUCUAUUCUUAACCAAAAUGAUAACCAUGGACUGGAGAGCAAUCAGUAUUACAGCAGAAUAAAGGAUGAAGGACAGGAGUGUGAAAAAAUAUCAGCUAUUUGCCAAACUGACCUUAGAGACAAGGAAAUUAAGAACCCCAGCAAAGAGGAGUUGAGGCCUAGAACUGCUAAUAAAGCACCAGGAAAUAAAGGAGGGAAGCAGAAAUCACCUCCUACGGCUGCUGCUGUUUCUGGAGACAGCGGCCCUCAGAGAAGGACGACUUGUAAAAAACAGCCAAGAAGAACAGAGAGGACCUCUGGUGGGGAUGCCUUGAACUGCCAUACAUCUGAGGAUCUCGCUUUGAGCCAAGUAUUUUUGGAAAAUAACAUCUGUGAACAACCUAAAGCCAGGCCCUGCAACAACAGAACUGGGCACAGAAAAGAGCCCCGCUCUGUCGCUGCGUGUGAAAAGAGACGUACCAGAGGGCCAAGCAAAACUGCCCCCAAAUCCAAGGAAUUUAUCGAGACGGAGUCUUCGUCUUCAUCAUCUUCCUCAGAUUCAGAUUCAGAAUCCGAACAAGAGGAAUAUCCUCUGCCCAAACCUCAAACUGUGGCCUCUGCUUCAGGUGGGAGUGAUCAGAGGUUGAAGGACUCCGUGAGCAGUAACACCAACAAAACUAACAGCAGCUGCAGUGCCUUUGGCUCCAUUAAUGCCAGGACUAGUAAUGAUAUAGCAAAGGAGCUGGAGGAACAGUUUUAUACUCUAGUUCCUUUUGGCAGGAAUGAGCUCCUGUCUCCUCUGAAAGACAGUGAUGAGGUAAAAUCACUAUGGGUCAAAAUUGAUUUGACUCUUUUGUCCAGAGUUCCAGAGCGUUUACCUGAGGAGUCACUGGCAAUGAGCACUGGAGGAAAAGAAGAAGCCAGCCUUCAGCAGAAUAAUUGUACUUACCCACCAGCAGAAAAGGUUGUGCCAAAAUCUAGAAGGAAACGCAAGUGUGAAAAUGAAGAGGAGGACAGGGAGAUCAAGAAGACUCAUUUAGAGCGAGAGUGUUCUUCACAAUUAAUUGCCUCUGCCCCAGGUAUUUCAACAGCAAAUCAUUGCAACAGGAAUGAACAUAGCUUGGCGAUACCAAUAAAUAAAAAUGAGAAAAUGCUUCGGUCACCCAUCUCACCUCUCUCUGAUGCAUCAAAACACAAAUACUCCACUGAUGAUUUAACUUCUUCCAGUAGACCUAAUGGCAGCAGUCUAUUACCUUCCUUGUCCUCCAGCAAAAAACAUAAGAGUGAAAUCCAGCCACAGCCACAUCCUGCAAACUGCAAUAAAGCAGUUCACAUCAAUUCAGAAAGUGUUCUCUGCAACAAGCCACCCUCCCAAACAGAGCCUUGGCCAUCUUUAUCCAGGGCACACAAAGACUGCAGAAGAACAAAGCUCAUCUUUGAUGAUAUACCACGCAAUGCAGAUCACUUUAUGCAAGAAGCUAAACGGAAGAAGCAUAAAGCAGACGCGAUGGUGGAGAAAUUUGGAAAGGCACUGAAUUACGCUGAAGCAGCAUUAUCGUUUAUUGAAUGUGGAAAUGCUAUGGAACAAGGCCCCAUGGAAUCUAAAUCCCCUUAUACAAUGUAUUCAGAAACAGUUGAACUUAUCAGGUAUGCUGUGAGACUAAAAACCCACGCAGGCCCUAAUGCCACUCCAGAGGACAAACAGCUAGCAGCAUUAUGUUAUCGCUGUUUGGCACUUCUAUACUGGAGAAUGUUCCGACUCAAAAGAGACCAUGCUGUAAAGUAUUCAAAAGCACUUAUUGAUUAUUUCAAGAAUUCAUCGAAAGCUGCCCAGGCUCCAUCUCCAUGGGGUGCCAGUGGAAAGAGCACAGGAACUCCAUCCCCCAUGUCUCCUAGCCCUUCUCCUGUCAGCUCAGUAGGAUCCCAGGGGAGCACCGGUGCCCCUUCCCCCUCUUCCACUAUCAGCAUUCCACAGCGUAUUCAUCAGAUGGCAGCCAAUCACGUCAGUAUUACCAACAGCAUCCUGCACAGCUAUGACUACUGGGAGAUGGCUGACAAUCUAGCCAAGGAAAAUAGAGAGUUUUUUAAUGAGUUGGAUGCAUUGAUGGGACCUGUCACCCUACACAGCAGUAUGGAGCAUUUAGUUCAGUACACUCAACAAGGACUUCACUGGGUACGGAGUAGUGCUCACGCAAAAGACUGUGUGCCAUUCAAAUGA
Emys orbicularis (European pond turtle) is the source of this 3627-nucleotide messenger RNA. RefSeq names its product ALF transcription elongation factor 3 (gene AFF3). Bases 1 to 3627 code for a protein of 1208 amino acids. Gene Ontology annotation, biological process: regulation of gene expression. The transcript is spliced from 22 exons. The record is from RefSeq and is a predicted model, not a curated record. Lineage: Eukaryota; Metazoa; Chordata; Testudines; Emydidae. Gene Ontology annotation, cellular component: nucleus; super elongation complex.